Messenger RNA from Triplophysa dalaica, 1038 nucleotides. RefSeq lists its product as uncharacterized. Bases 23 to 847 code for a protein of 274 amino acids. The record is from RefSeq and is a predicted model, not a curated record. The transcript has 6 exons. NCBI's taxonomy places the organism in Eukaryota, Metazoa, Chordata, Actinopteri, Cypriniformes, Nemacheilidae.
AGGGCUCCAAGAAGAUGUAAAAAUGCUACCUGGGGUUAUGGAAAGACCAGAGGCAGAGACAGAAUCAGAGUUAAGACAAGAGGAAAGAAACGCUGGGAUAGUGGUGGAGGGUGAAAUGGGUGUUGUAGUUGAGGAACAGUUAGAAGAAGAACAUGAAGCAGAGAAAGUAAAAACUGAAACUGAGCUUCAGACGUUUUUAGGAGAGGAUGAGGACCCACCUACCGGAAAAACAGCAGCAGUGGAAACUCAACAGGAAGCAGAGGUCAUCGUGAACACUAAAGGGUCAAUGAAGUGGCAGGAGCCUGUCAUUAAACAGGUUCAAGCAACAGGCGAUAGAGCGCAUGAAGUCAAUGACGUGAAUGAAAUUAUCACCUCCAGGGAUCCGUUUGAGAACAGUCAUGGUGAACUAGCAUUGGUGAACUCAGUUGUGGACCUCCCCCCCACACCCACCCUUGGCCUGGGGCUCAAAGAAAGUGAAGCACGAGCAGAGGAACCCAAUGACUCCACUUAUUCCAAAGCCUCAGGCCAGGAAGCUUGGAAGAUAGGAGCCAUAGCGGCAGCCUUCUUUCUCAUCCUGCAAACUGCUGUCACCAUUGUCUAUAUUCUGAAGUGCAGGAGAAAGCCAAACAGUAACGUAACCCCAAAGAAACUGGGUGCAAGGGGAAAUGGAGGUUUAGAAUAUGAUGCAACCAACAAAGAGACAACCAUCCCAAUCGACGAACAAAUCGCUGUAGAUGACCUUCCAGAAUAUUCACAGGUCCAGGAAGAGGACGUUGCUAUGACAACAGGCCCGCCACAUUCUUCCGAGACAAACUCCUCCCAUGACCUCAGAACCUCUGUUGUUUAGCACUGCUGACCUUAAAAGUAUAAUUGUGUUUGUGUAAAUAAUUGAGUUUCUGACAGCAUGAACAUGUGUGAUGAAUGGUCCGAUUAGUCUUGACAGCAAUGUCACUCCUGGGUUAUUCACCAUAUAGUGAUUUCUGUAAGAUGUCUUCAAUAAUGUACACAACGGAGCUGUAUCAACAUGUUUUGUCCUCG